AUGUCUAUGAUUAACAGAAUUGCAUUGAGAAGUGUUAGACCAGCCAUGGGAAUGACCUUCCGUCAAGCCCCAAUUGGUUUGAGAUACUUGUCAACCCCAGUUGACCCAAAACAAAAAGCCAAUUCCAUCAUUGAUGCAUUGCCAGGUAACAACUUGUUAUCUAAAACCGGUGUUUUGGCCACUUCUGCCGCCGCUGCCAUCUACGGUAUCUCCAACGGUUUAUUCAUCAUUCACGAUGAAACUAUCUUGCUUGUUACUUUCACCACCUUUGCAACCUUAGUUGCCAAAUUCGUUGCUCCAUUAUACACUGAAUGGGCCGAUGGUGAAAUUAAAAAGGUCAGUGACAUCUUGAACCAAUCCAGAAACAACCAUAUUGCAGCUGUUAACAAGAGAAUUGAAGCUGUUUCUGAAUUGAAGAAUGUUGUUUCUACCACUGAAGACUUGUUUGCUUUAUCUAAAGAAACUGCUCAAUUUGAAGCUGAAUCCUUUGCCUUGAAACAAAAAUUAGCUGUUUCUCACGAAGCUAAAUCUGUCUUGGACUCCUGGGUCAGAUUCGAACAACAACAAAGACAAUUGGAACAAGAACAAUUGGCUAAGGAAGUUAUUGACAAAGUUAACAAAGAAAUUGAAAAUCCAAAAUUCCAAGAAAAGGUUUUGGCUGAAUCUCUUAGUGAAAUUGAAAGAUUGUUUGCUAAAAACUAG
This is a messenger RNA of Candida tropicalis MYA-3404, 702 nucleotides long. RefSeq names its product F1F0 ATP synthase subunit 4 (gene ATP4). Gene Ontology annotation, molecular function: proton transmembrane transporter activity. The coding region runs from base 1 to 702 and encodes 233 amino acids. The record is from RefSeq and is a predicted model, not a curated record. NCBI's taxonomy places the organism in Eukaryota, Fungi, Ascomycota, Pichiomycetes, Serinales, Debaryomycetaceae. The transcript has a single exon. Gene Ontology annotation, biological process: proton motive force-driven ATP synthesis.